This is a messenger RNA of Nicotiana tabacum (common tobacco), 1208 nucleotides long. Its product is annotated as THO complex subunit 3. Lineage: Eukaryota; Viridiplantae; Streptophyta; Magnoliopsida; Solanales; Solanaceae. Gene Ontology annotation, biological process: mRNA export from nucleus. Gene Ontology annotation, molecular function: protein binding. Gene Ontology annotation, cellular component: THO complex part of transcription export complex. The record is from RefSeq and is a predicted model, not a curated record.
GUAAGGCAAGCAGCCCUUGGACCGCAGCAACUGAGCAGAGUAAUGGGAGAAACAAUAAUACCUUUCAAAAACCUCCAUAGCAGAGAAUAUCAGGGACACAAGAAGAAGGUGCAUUCAGUGGCAUGGAACUGCAGUGGCACGAAACUUGCCUCAGGUUCUGUUGAUCAAACUGCUCGUAUUUGGCAUAUUGAGCCCCAUGGCCACGGUAAGGUGAAAGAUGUUGAAUUAAAGGGUCACUCUGACAGUGUGGACCAGUUGUGUUGGGAUCCCAAACAUGCGAAAUUGAUAGCUACAGCAUCUGGUGACAAGACAGUUCGAUUAUGGGAUGCUCGUAGUGGGAAAUGCUCACAGCAAGUUGAGCUCAGUGGGGAAAAUAUCAAUAUCACUUACAAGCCUGAUGGGACACAUAUAGCUGUUGGGAACAGGGAUGAUGAGCUAACAAUAUUGGAUGUUCGCAAGUUUAAGCCUAUUCAUAAGCGCAAGUUUAAUUACGAGGUAAAUGAGAUUGCAUGGAACAUGAGUGGUGAUAUGUUCUUUCUUACAACUGGAAAUGGAACUGUGGAAGUCUUAUCUUAUCCGACUCUACAACCUGUUGACACACUUAUGGCUCACACAGCUGGUUGUUACUGCAUUGCAAUUGACCCACUAGGAAGAUAUUUUGCUGUUGGAAGUGCUGAUUCAUUGGUCAGCCUUUGGGACAUUAAGGACAUGCUCUGUCUUCGAACAUUCACGAAACUUGAGUGGCCUGUUAGGACAAUAAGUUUCAAUAACACAGGAGACUACAUUGCCUCUGCUAGUGAAGAUUUGUUUAUUGACAUUGCUAAUGUCCAAACUGGACGGUCUGUUCACCAGAUUCCAUGUCGUGCUGCUAUGAACAGUGUGGAAUGGAAUCCGAAAUGCAACUUGCUUGCCUAUGCUGGGGAUGACAAAAACAAGUACCAGGCUGAUGAAGGUGUGUUUCGCAUAUUUGGCUUUGAGAGUGCGUAGAGCAAGGAAAAAUCCUUUUUUUUUCCUCUUCAAGGAUUUAAGAAGAAAGAGACGUCGGAGCACUGGAAGUGUUUCCAAAUUAUUAAAUGCUAUCCCAGUUCCAGUGAAAGUCUUUUUUUAAUGUAAAGAGAAGAAGAGGUCAAUUUGUUUAUCUGUAACAUGAUACUUGAAACCCAAGUAGCAAGUUCCUUACACAUUUAUGAAACAGACAUUUUAGAAGA